CAACUCCAUCAUUGCAAAUUUAUUUCAUUAUUUUAACUUUGUCAUGUUUCUUCAUACUAUUCAUCAAUAGAUUUGAUGCCAUUUUCUGGUAUUUCUUGUGUAUUGCGUUUUCCAUCGUGAGUUCCAGAAAACAAAAUUAAACUAAGAUGGCGCUAAUUUCACAUGAACUAUACUUAUAGAAACAAAAGAAAAAUGUAUAGUGAGCUCAACCGUUAACCAUAAUAUACUUAUUGAUGUUGAAAACAAUUUCAUUGAACACAAACAAUUUAGCAUUUUAUUUAUUGUCAAUUUCAUCGAGCAAUAAUGGCAGUAAAGGAAAAAACUAGCAAUUCAGGAGAAGAAUUCGAAUGGAAUGUUGAAAAUGAAAUUCAACUUUUUUUUGCAAUGAAUGGACACAAACCCGUUGGAAUCAACAAAUACUUUCACAUGAUUUGUAUUUGGGAGAAAUUUCGUGCAGCAAUUAAUAAAGAUGUCUCUUUAAAAGCUAUUUGGGAUCAUUUGGAAUCGAUGUAUGAUUUAAUCGCUUUGGAUGAUACUGAGGAUUUGCCAUUUCCUAGCAAUGAAACAGAUUUUUCUCUGCCUGAAUCUGAAUACAUUGAUCUUAUCAAAUCAAAACAGAAGGACGAAGGAGAAAAUAAAGUAAAAGAUCAGAAAGAUAAACCUAUUAAAGAUAUGAAGAAAGAAAAAGAAAUUAAAGAAACUCCAAAGAAAGAAGUUAUAACAAAAGAUCAAAAAAUUUCAAAAGAAAUUGAUAAUAAAAAAAAAGAAGACAACAAAAAAGUUUUCAAAGAAUCAGAAUCCAAGAAAGAAAAACAACGAGAAGUUAAAGAGGUUAAAAAAGAUAAUAAGUCUGUAAAAGGACGAAAUAAGGGAAAAGAAGAAUUGGAAGAUUCGGUUUUAGCGGUACCAAAAAAAGAAAGGAAAGAUUCUGAGCCGAACAGAGAAUCAUUGAAACGAGUUCCAAAACGACCAACCAGGCAAAGUAUUGAUAAUACAAGUAAGACUUCAAGUCCUCGAGAUACACCGCCACUUAAAAGAAGAAGAAUAUAGUAAAGAAAGAUAUAGUUAUAAAAAUAUUCAGAGCUAAUAUUAAUAUUAAACUUUUAUAUAAGUUAUCACUAAUACCUUAUUUCUUAUAAGAGAUUUCAAUCAUUUUUACGUAUAAUCCACGUUUUCUGCAAUUACAUUUUAUACUAAUUUAA
Molecule: messenger RNA, 1202 nt
Organism: Chelonus insularis
Lineage: Eukaryota; Metazoa; Arthropoda; Insecta; Hymenoptera; Braconidae
Gene: MrgBP
Product: MRG/MORF4L binding protein
Exons: 5
Coding region: 304-1050 (248 amino acids)
Biological process (GO): regulation of transcription by RNA polymerase II
Cellular component (GO): nucleus; NuA4 histone acetyltransferase complex
Source: RefSeq, a predicted model, not a curated record